GAGCUCGUUUUUCGUUGUUUUGUAUACAUUCAGAUGGCAAAAUAUUUAUCUCCUAAACUACGGAUUCUCCAGUGAAAUUGUCUUUCAUCUAGUUAUCUUUAAUGAUAAACGGUCUGGUUUAACUCAUUUGGUUUAGCUAAAUAAUCUUCAGUUGUCGGCAAUUACAUUGUUAAAGGCUAUCCACUGAAAUGUUAAACGCAUUGGGAGUCAUUGUUUCUGGAAGACUGGUGCAAACCGAUUUCCAGCAGAUAUCUGAAGCACAAUUUCUGAUAAAUAUCGCAGAAGCGGACAAUGUAAACCACGUUGUUGUGUUUCUGACGGGAACCACGCCAUUCCCUGAAGGGAUGGCUGGUGCUGUUUACUUCAGCUGGCCAGACCCAAAUGCACCUCCUGCCUGGCAGUUUCUAGGAUACAUCUCCAAUUCAAAACCGUCAGCCAUAUUCAAAAUAUCGCAGUUGAAGAAAUUAGAUGAAAUACCCAAUAGUUCAUCAGUGAACGUGUUCGGUACGAAUUUGCCUAUAUCUCAUAUUGCGCAAAUUGGUCUUUCCAUAGAACCGGAAGGGAGCCUAAUGCAGCAAACGCCUGCAACGACCACGACCGACACUUACUAUCAGUUUGGACAAAAAAUGGUUGAAAAUUUCUUCAACUUUGUUAGUAGCUUUUCCGUCACUCAACCGCAAAUGGUUCCGAACCCGAAUGAAACAUUCGUACCGCUAUCGACGGUUCAGACUUGGUUCACCAACUUCCAGCGUCGAUUGCAGCAAAAUCCUAGCUUCUGGAAAAGCUAAGCAAGUCGACGUUGCAUGACACUAGUCAACACACGAUGAAGCACUCGGGAAAGGUUUACACACCACAACGAUGCGAUGCGGGGAUUUUUUUGAGCUACGCCGACAGUCUACUACCAUUUAUUAGAGCAAUAACGAUAUAGAGCGCCAGUUUUUCAUUAAUGUAAACCCAUGUGUUUUCAAAUUUUUCCGUUUCUUUCAAGCAUUUCCUUUCAGCCCGAAGAUUGGAUGGAAAUUAAUACUACAUAUAAUAAAUGAUUUUGGAUGAAA
Molecule: messenger RNA, 1055 nt
Organism: Ochlerotatus camptorhynchus
Lineage: Eukaryota; Metazoa; Arthropoda; Insecta; Diptera; Culicidae
Product: protein OPI10 homolog
Exons: 4
Coding region: 189-788 (199 amino acids)
Biological process (GO): protein import into nucleus
Cellular component (GO): nucleus; cytosol
Molecular function (GO): Hsp70 protein binding; nuclear import signal receptor activity
Source: RefSeq, a predicted model, not a curated record